GCCACGUUGAGCCAAGAAGAGCAACAACAACACAGCACAGGAUGGCAAGGCGGGCAGUGUCGGCUGGCGCGCGACUGGACGUCGUGAGCGGCGUGCAGGCGGCAUGGACACAGCACAAGGAGCAAGGGUAUGACUUUGUCGUCCUUCCACUGGAGCACGAGGGAACCCCAUUGCUCGACACGACGGUGGAAAGCGCUGACUGGUCUCAACGUGUUGUGGCUGUGGUGUCGGAGCAUGACGUUGACAACCACCCCGAGCAUGAAAAGGCCUUGGUGACAGAGCUGCAGUGGGCAACGCACUUGGGUGUUGCUGCCAUCAUGCUGCCCUUGCAAGGCCCAGACUGCUGCAACCUGGCCAGCAUCACCAACCCUUUUGUUCACUCUGCCGAACAGAUUGCGACUUGGAUCCACGUCAAAACAAGGGCACCACAGCCUCCAAGUGAUACAGACGAACAGCAAGAAGCGGAACCAGCACGGUCAACCUGGCACUGGUGGAACCAAUUUCGCUCUCUCUGCACACCCUGCACGCGCAUGGGCCUUGCGCUGGAACUCUCUGCCAACAUCUGUGACGAGGAGGAGCAGGAGCGAUGGCUCGGAGAGCCUGUGAAAUGCGUUGUGAUUCCCACGGGCAUCUUCCUGACCAACGCCAAGGGCUACCCGGUCCUCUCCCGCGCCCACCAGCGGUUCGUGCGCCGCCUCCUCAAGCUGCGUCCGCAGUUUAUGCUGUCGGGACCGGGCAGCGACGAUGAGGGCCCGUACCCAGACCGCCGCCAGCACCUCAUGUACCUGAACCACCUGGCUGUGAUGGCUGCCCAGCGGUCGGUGUACGAGGCGUCGACGGAGGGUUACGAUGACUACAUUGAGAUUCCGCUCCAGCCGCUGAUGGACCAUCUUGAAUCGCAGACGUACGAGGUGUUUGAGAAGGACCCGGUCAAGUACGAUAUGUAUCAGAAGGCGAUGGAGAAGGCGUUUGAAGACCGCAAGGACAAGGACAAGAUUGUUGCGAUGGUGGUUGGCGCGGGUCGUGGUCCGAUUGUGCGGCGGGCGCUGCGGGCGGCGGAGGCCGUCGGUGUUGCGGACAAGUUGACGCUCAUCGCCCUCGAGAAGAACCCAGGCGCAGUCAGGAUUCUGCAGCACUACCAGCGGACGGAGUGGGGCAAUCGCGUGCAGGUGUUUGCCGGCGACAUGCGCACAUGGCAACCCGUCGCAAAGGCGGAUGUGCUGGUGUCGGAGCUGCUGGGCUCAUGGGGCGACAACGAGCUUUCGCCCGAGUGUCUUGAUGGUGCACAGCGGUUCAUUGCGGAGGGCGGCGUGAGCAUCCCCAACCGCUACCGUUCGUUUGUUGCGCCCGUCAGCACCCACAAGAACUACACGGAGCUGCGCACACACAAGGACAGGAAGCACGUCGAGACACCGUAUGUGGUGCUGCUGUCGAACCACACGCUGCUCGGUGACAUCAAGGAGCUGUUUGAGUUUACGCACCCAAACUUUGGACCGCCCGGUGCCCAGCAGCCGUACACUCCAGACAACACCCGCUUCAAGAUUGUGGAGUGCACGGCCACACAAGACGGGCUGGUGCAUGGGUUUGCCGGGUACUUUGACAGCGACCUCUACGCCGACGUCAUGAUCAGCAUCCAUCCUGAGACGCACACGCCGGACAUGUUCAGCUGGUUCCCGAUGUACAUCCCGCUGCAGACUCCCGUGUAUGUGCGCAAGGGCGAGACCAUCAAGGCGGCCUUCUGGCGCAAGGUGUCGGCAACCAAGGUGUGGUACGAGUGGGCUGUGCUGUCGCCGACGACGACGGAGAUCCACAACCUUGCCGGCCGCUCAUCCUUCAUUGGGCUCUGACCCUAGCGCACGCGCACUGCCCUGGUGUACGUCUAUGUGUGUGUGUGUGUCAUUUGUGUGUGUGUGUAUGUGUGUGUACGUGUGUGUUUAUGUGUGGGUGUCAUUUGUGUGUGUGUAUGUGUGUGUACGUGUGUGUUUAUGUGUGUGUGUGUUUAUGUGUUUAUGUGUUUGCAUCGCGAAUGUCAACGGCCACGGAACUCUUGCUGUGCUGGCUAGAAGCGUUGGAUAUGCAGCUGUUUAUGUGAGGCACGCCACAGCAGCUGUUGCGGUCUCAGUUGGAGUUGUUUUGAAAUCAGCGCGAGUACAACACACGAUGAACAUAAAGACACCAGCAUGACGAC
Salpingoeca rosetta is the source of this 2188-nucleotide messenger RNA. RefSeq lists its product as uncharacterized. The coding region runs from base 42 to 1847 and encodes 601 amino acids. Lineage: Eukaryota; Choanoflagellata; Craspedida; Salpingoecidae. Gene Ontology annotation, biological process: peptidyl-arginine N-methylation; regulation of DNA-templated transcription. Gene Ontology annotation, cellular component: cytosol; nucleus. The transcript is spliced from 19 exons. The record is from RefSeq and is a predicted model, not a curated record.